Messenger RNA from Paraglomus occultum, 892 nucleotides. NCBI's taxonomy places the organism in Eukaryota, Fungi, Glomeromycota, Glomeromycetes, Paraglomerales, Paraglomeraceae. The record is from the annotation of a GenBank genome assembly.
CCAUAUGCAGUAUCCGCAAAAGCAGGCCAUCAGACAUCUGCCGAAUCUUGGGGAACAGGACGUGCUGUUGCUCGUAUUCCGCGCGUUUCUGGCGGUGGUACUCAUCGCGCUGGGCAGGGUGCCUUUGGUAACAUGUGUCGUGGUGGCCGCAUGUUUGCUCCAACAAAAAUUUGGCGUAAAUGGCAUGUGAAAACCAACCUUAACCAAAAACGCUUUGCGACCGUCUCUGCUCUUGCUGCUUCCGCUGCCCCAGCUUUGGUCCUUGCGCGCGGACACAGAAUCGCAAGCGUUCCUGAAAUUCCUUUGGUGGUUGGUGAUGGUAUCGAAUCAUUGGCAAAGACCAAAGCCGCUGUUGCCGUUCUUAAAGCUAUCCACGCUUAUCGUGAUAUCGUAAAAGUAUCAAACUCGCGAAAGUUACGAGCCGGCAAAGGAAAGAUGCGUAACAGACGACAUCGUCAGCGACGGGGGCCUUUGAUUGUUUACAAUCAAGAUAACGGCAUUGUAAAAGCAUUUAGGAAUAUUCCUGGUGUUGAACUGGUUAAUGUGAGGCAUUUAAAUUUGUUACAACUGGCACCCGGUGGGCAUUUGGGACGAUUUGUUAUUUGGUCUUCUUCUGCUUUUGCGCUAUUGGAUGAGUUAUUUGGAACUUAUACGAAAGGUGCUUCUCUGAAGAAGGAUUAUUAUCUCCCCUCAAAUAUUAUCACCAAUUCAGAUGUAACCUCAAUCAUAAACAGCAAGGAGAUCCAGUCUGUACUCCGACCUGCUGGCGAGAAACAUCAAAAACGACCUUUUACACAAAAGAAAAACCCUCUUCGAAAUGUGGGCGUUCUUAUCCGUCUUAAUCCCUAUGCGAAAGUGUUGCGUCGAGCUGAGAUUCUGACCGCUGAGAGGC